Messenger RNA from Micropterus salmoides (largemouth bass), 3594 nucleotides. RefSeq names its product ankyrin repeat and SOCS box containing 2a, tandem duplicate 1 (gene asb2a.1). Gene Ontology annotation, molecular function: protein binding. The record is from RefSeq and is a predicted model, not a curated record. The coding region runs from base 278 to 2299 and encodes 673 amino acids. Lineage: Eukaryota; Metazoa; Chordata; Actinopteri; Centrarchiformes; Centrarchidae. Gene Ontology annotation, biological process: intracellular signal transduction. The transcript is spliced from 10 exons.
GGAUCAGACACCCGAUCAUUAUUCUUCAGGUUCAGAUAAAGCUGCCUGAACACUGGUGUCAGUAUCAGAGUCCAGCUGGUCAACAAGCUCAGACUGCAGGUCCUUAAAAUAAACUCAAGUAACCCAUCCCCCACCCUGUCCCCGUCCAGCCAGUGUCUUGUGGAGCCUCUGUGAGAGCCAGCAGAAUGACAGCAGACAGGCGAUGAAACACACUGAGUGGUCCUAAACGGAGGGGACGUUGGAUUUCUCUUUCACAACCCUUUAAAAGAGCUCCGUCAUGGCGGCAGCCAGCGUCUCUCGCUCUGGAUCAACAGCUCCCGUUCUGGCCUUCGAGGAUUAUUCCCUCUACGGUAACCUGAGUGAUGACGAGCUGCUGGCACUCGCCAUCGAGCGCAGUCUGACCGACGCCCACGCCGACACUGCUGCUACGCCUCCUUGCCAACCCCCCUGCAGCCGCCUGAUCCCUGCAGCCGGCCAACCUGGCCGCAGCUCCCACAAUCCACCUCCAGCCGAGACCACCGCACACUACAGUUCUCCAAACCCUCCGAGUGAAAUGCCUCCCGAUCCGAGGACCUUCGAUGGAACAAUCAGUCACUUCAUGACGGGUUCUGGGAAGAGGAUGGUGGCGUAUCGCAGACCUGACGGUGGUCUGGUCCACAUCGCUCCGGAGCCUAAAGAAGAGGAGGAGCCUCUGUUCAAAGCGAUCCAUGACGGUGAUCCGAGCAGAGUGAAAGCCCUGAUCAUGUGUCCGGGAACAAACCUGAUGCUGCCGAGUAAACCGGGCUGGCUCGCCGUUCACCAGGCGGCGUGGUACGACCAGGACGCCUGCCUGAAGGUCCUGCUGUCAGCUCAGCCCGGGAUGAUCAACAAGCGAACGGAGCGCGGUGAGACGCCGCUGAUGGUCGCCAUCAGCAAAGAGAGCAUGCGAUGCGUUCAGGUGCUGCUGGAAAGAGGAGCGGACCUCAACAUCACGAACUACGACCGGGAGACUCCGCUCUACAAAGCCUGCGAGAGGAGCAACGCUGCGAUGGUGGCGGCUUUGUUGAACCACGGUGCAGAGGUGAACACUCACUGUAUCCAAGGUUGGACCGCCCUGCAGGAAGCAGUGUGUCGAAACAAUGUGGAGAUUUGUGAGAUGCUGCUGAAGGCCGGGGCCAAACACAACCUCACCAACAUGUACGGCAUUGCACCGCUGUUCACCGCAGCUCAGAGCGGGCAGGUCGCCACGCUGCGCUUCCUGCUCAAACACGGUGCAGACAUUAACAGUCAGGCUGGAGAUGGAGCAACCGCUCUGUAUGAAGCUGCUAAAAAUGGACAUGAAGAAAUCGUGGAGCUUCUACUCUCUCAGAACGCUGACGCCAACAAACCUGGAAAGACCGGGUUAUUACCACUUCAUAUCGCUGCCCAGAGAGGAAGUGACACCACGGUCUCCAUGUUGAUCCCAGCCACCAGUAAGGCCAGAGUCCGGCGGACCGGCAUCAGCCCACUCCACCUUGCUGCUGAGCGUAAUCGUGACACUGUCCUGGAGACUCUGAUUGAGGCGGGCUUCGAUGUAAACGCUCAGCUGUCUGAAGAACGAUCAAAGCUGUACGAGGACCGCCGCAGCACACCGCUCUACUUUGCUGUCAUCAACAACAACAUCGAUGCGGUGCGCAUGCUCCUGGCAGCUGGUGCUGACCCAAACCUGGAUGUGUUCAGGCCGCUGAUGGUGGCAGCGAGGCUGGGCUGCAUCCAGACCGUGACCCUGCUGGUGGACCACGGAGCUGACAUCAACGCUUGCAUCCCCACACACCCCACCACCUUCCCUGCCAUCUACAUGUUCUCCAUGAAGUACCUGCCCAUGUUCAAGUACCUGCUGGACCAUGGAGGCCAUGCCCUGCCCUGCUUCGACUGUGUCUACGGCAGCCGAACCCAUCCACCCCUCAAAACCACCCACCCAGAGAGGGACAACCUCCGCUACACUGACAGACGCCUGUCAGACACGCAGCAAAUGAGUAGUGUUCAGUUCUGUGAGAUGAUAUCAGCCCCCAGCAUCUGUCGGUGGGCUGGGCCAAUCAUUGACAUCCUAUUGGACUACGUUGGUCACGUGACUCUCUGCUCCAGACUCAUGGAACACCUGGAUAGUUACUCCGGCUGGAGCGCCAUCAAGGACAAAGCAGCUCCUCCGCGGCCGCUGCUGCAGCUCUGCAGGCUGCAGAUCUUGCAGCUGGUUGGACAUCGACGUGUGAAGAAGUUACCGCUGCCUGGAGGUCUGAUCCGCUUCCUGAAACACCAGGAGGGGUCUGUGGAGGACUGCUGAACCCAACCUGAUCAUUCUGCAGUUCACAGAGGGGGUAUUGAUCAGUAUUGACAGCUGUCUGUUGCUGAGGCGGCAGACGGGAUGAAACAUGACUCUACAUCUUGUGUCUUCUUCUCUCUCCCGGCAUCAGUCUGUGUUGUUGUUGUCCGGUGAAUCCAGGAUCUUUAUAACCCAUCCCAGAGCUAAUGGAUAAAGCUCCUCCUAAACACCUUCUGAAUUUUACUUAAAACUUUUGGCUGAAAGUGAAUUUAAUGAGCUUUAUUAAUAUUAAACUAUACAUGUUUGAAAUGCAAUGAAUAGCAUGCAGUCUAAACAGCCCAGGAGCUGCCUGGAAACCACCUGGAACAUCAUAAGAACUGCUUCUCAGCCUGUUGGAAAGAUCCCAGCAGCCUGUUCCUGAACACCUGGCAGGACUCACCUGAGGCUUCAGCUGCUCAGCUCAUGUGAGCAGACAGCAGGAGGGACCUGACCCACUUCCUGGAACAUCUUGGUCCUCAUAAUAACACUUCUUGUUUCUUUCUUAGUGUAAGAAUUAAAUAGUAUAAUUGUGAAAGAAGUGAAUUGAAAUGAUUAGAAGCUUUCUUACUUCAGACCUUUUCCACUUUAUUCUCUUUGACAUGAGUUGUGACGCUGUGUUGGCUCCUUGUGGACGUUUUCUAGGAGUGUGUUGUGUUAUAUUCUGGUUCAUUACUGAUCUUUCAGUUAUUCUGUUAUUCACACGCUGCUCACUUCACUUGAACAAGUCUUCACCCUAAAAUGAAAUGAUUUCUGUUGCGAGGAGUCAGAGCAGUCCCCACAGUGUCUUUGGGAAAUGGACUGUUUAGUUCCUUUCUAGUCUUUUGACCGCUCAGUUUACACCUAAUGUCACACACACAUUCACCCGUUUACACACAUUCAUUCACCCGUUUACACACAUUCAUUCACCCGUUCGCACACAUUCAUUCACCCGUUCGCACACAUUCAUUCACCCUACAACAUUUUAUUAAUCAGAUCUGAAAGGUGAUGUUGCGUGUUUAUGUCUCAUUUUAAUUGACCCGUCUGACAGAUUAACUUUGAGCCUGUGGUCACUGCUCCUCUUUGAUUGAUUAAUGAUUUGAUCAUUAAUCAAACACGAUUGGUUACCUUCCACAUCAAAGAGAGAGAGAGAAAAAAAGAGAGUUCCUGUCAUAAUAAUAUCUGUCUUUAAACAGAUUCUAACUAAGAAAGAAAAUGAAGUGUGGUGUAUAACAUAUGUGCAUCUGGCCAUUACAGUUUAACAUAAUGCUCUGCAGCUGGUGAGAGGGACAGUGAACCCU